CGAAACCAUCAGCAGGGUUCCCGCAAAAUGCAGCCACAACUACAAACGUUAUGCAUCAUCCAACAAGCUUCUUUACUUGUUUCACGCAAGACCGAACUGCCAUGGGAUCUGGGUCCUGUUCUACGCAAGGUCACUCCUACUCCUAUCUCAUGGCAAUCUCCUCUGAUGAACAAGGUUCAUAUUCCAAGUAAGAUAAGAGCAGUGUCUAUAGAUGAAAUUCCUCCAAAUGCCUUCCGUCGGAAGAUUGAUCCACACUGGAGAGGUGGGUUCAGUGUGGGAGUAGACUUGGGAUUAUCUCGGACGGGUGUUGCUGUCAGCAAAGGCUUCUCUGCCCGUCCUCUAACUGUUUUAGAGUUGCGAGGACAGAAGCUCGAGUCGCGUCUUCUCGAGAUUGCAGAACGAGAGGAAGCUGAUGAAUUUAUAAUCGGGCUCCCUAAAUCUCGUCAUGGAAAGGAGACACCGCAAUCGAACAAAGUUCGCAGUGUUGCCGGGAGACUUGCAGUCCGAGCAGCAGAAAGGGGUUGGAGGGUAUACCUGCAGGAUGAACAUGGGACAUCAAUGGAAGCCCUUGAUUUUAUGAUUGACACGGGCAUCAACAAGUCCACUCGGCAGGGAAGAAUUGACGCUUUUGCUGCUAUGAUGGUUUUAGAGAGAUAUUUCUCUAUGUCGGGUCAUGGAACUGAGCUUGUUCUUCCCAAGCAGUUGGAUCUUCAAGAAAAACUUCGAAAAGGUCCUCCCAAAGAUGAAGAUUUUUUCCCAGAAGAUUUUGAGGCUUGAUAAUGUACCAGUACAACCAAUUCAAGUACUAUGGUUUGUCUUGCUGCAUUUCUAGCAGGUUUGUAUUUUUCCUGAAAUUGCAAAAAAUUUAAGAUCCGAUUGAGAUGCUGAUUAACUUGCCUCCACCUGAAAAUGGAUCUACCAUCAUAUUUUGUAAUACUACAAAGUUGUUGUGUGAAAAUCUGACCUGAGGGGUGUCUGUAAGUUGGAUUUAAACUCUAGGUGCAGAUCUUACAACCCACCAAUGUGGGCUUUGUAAUCAUUGGCCAUGACCCAUGUUUUGAAGGAUUGAUCCAUCUCAGCUGGUCUUGGUAUUUGUCAGUGUGAGAUCAGUAACAUUGAAUCAGUUUUGACUACUUUACAUUAUUUCAUUUGUUACAAUGUUUUAGACCUGAGAGGUGAUAAUUCUCAGAGUUCUGAUUCAACAGAGUUUGCAUGAGGGGGAACUUGCAAAUGUGAACCAGUGGAGUGGCAUCAAAUGGGACAUGGCUAUACAAAACAAGGUCUGAAUGUCAAGUAGAUUUCAAUGAUGUUAUAAUGCCUCAACCUCAUGCAAGGGGAGUGUCAUCAAUCAUUCUCUUCAAAUUGAUAAUGCCCUUUAUGCAUCAUGGACACCAUAUUAUGUACACACGAUCAACACUACAGUGCAAUCAGUUGCAAUGGGACUGUCCAUUUCUUCUUGUGAAUGGACCAUUGAUGUUAAUUGGUAAAGUCUACAUGGUGAGCCCAAGUAGUACUUUUAAGGUUGAGUGGUAGUAGGUUAGGAUUUUACAGCUACAGGAUUAGUACAUAUCUAAUCUGGGUUUGUUUUAACAGUAAUGAAUUAAGAUGUCUAUUUUUCUGCAGAAUGGUUCAUGAAAUGUGGUUGUAUU
Messenger RNA from Nelumbo nucifera (sacred lotus), 1649 nucleotides. The record is from RefSeq and is a predicted model, not a curated record. NCBI's taxonomy places the organism in Eukaryota, Viridiplantae, Streptophyta, Magnoliopsida, Proteales, Nelumbonaceae.